UCCCUCCACCUAUAACUUGUGAAGUCGUACAUGCACAGUUUUAUACGUAUACAUGUUUCACUGGGCGGUGUAACCAGGGAACACUGAAACGGGGCAAAAGUAGUCGUCAAGGAGCGGAGAAACCGCAGUUCAGUACCCCGUACACACUCACGUUGAUAAGACCAUAUAUUCUAAUCACAUUACGAUUUUUUUCUCCUCCCAUUUGUUUCGUAAUUCGUCAGCAUCAAAAGUUGACGAGACUUUUGUAAAAAAAAACCUCGUCAUUCACGUGUGGUUCAACGGUGUUGUGGAUUGAAUAUUGAAGUACUUGAUUAAUUAUGAAAAUGACAUAAUCACCUACUUGAGUUGUGAGGGAAGAACAAUUGUAAUUUCUCACUUGGGAAUAUUACGACCACUCGUCAGUUUUUAUUGGUCGAUAAGGCACGUGUCAGUUUUUAAGUUCGCAAAUAGUGAUUUACUACGUUUUCAUGAGGUUGAUUUCGUAGUAUCAAUUGCCAGAUAUAGGUUCAGUGUUAUAUCGGACGAUUCCGUUGCCCCGGUAAUCUCAGUACGGACCUCUCAAUUUUGCAAUUGUGUAUUGAAGAAUCUGUGUUACCCUGUACAUUUAAUAAUUAUGUAUUUGGUGAAACUAGCGAGUGGAGAGAAUAACGUGGGUGUCUGUGAAACGAUGAAAAUACCGAGCUGAAGGGAUUAUGAUUGGAUAAAAUAAAUGUGUGUAAUAAUUCUAGUGAUACGGUAUAAGUUAUCAUUAGCAGAGGUAUCACUCGGCUCGCUGACGAAGAUUAUCAGUGGAAAAAUAUUGUGCAGAUAGAGAAAGAAUUCCGGAAAUAACAUCAGACGCGAGGAGCAAGGGGACAGGGAACGAGUCACAGAUUAGCCUUGCACUUGAGGAUAAAGAGAAAUCCAAAAAUAGUAUCAACGAAAUAGCUACAAAAGUUGGAUAAAUAGUAGGCGUCUUGACGAUAAUCAAUCUUCGGGUUCUGCAUAUCCUGAAGGGCCGCCCAAAACGUAGAUAAUUCCGAGGAGCAUCCCCGAAGGAACGUGAUCACAUGUAAUCCACAUGAAGUCGGAUGCUGGCAUAGUAUAACCGAGAGAAAAAUAUCUUGCGAAGAGCCGAUAGCAUGACGCGGCUGUGUAACCCAUGCAGAUCGGCAUUGAACUCGCCUCUCAACUGGAUCGAUCGAUUAUCAACCAGCUAAUGACGAUGCUAGCCCUAGAGCGUGAUGAUAUGGUUGAUGAUCAUCCCCGGUACCCUUCAACGACACAUAAAACUGAUGAUAAAAACUUGGUGGAUUUGGGGGUGGUGGUGGUGGCUCAUUGUCCUCCCUGAAUAUGCAGGUAUCAUUCACCAAUGCGAUUGAACCUGGGGCUGUAGUUGUUUGUAAUAGCAGCUCUCCUGAACUACUUCUUCUUGCCUCUGUCCACAACAUUGCCCUCCAAUAGCCAUCUCAAGUCAACUCAGCUCAUGCACUAUCUAUGUAUAUGUGUAUGUGUGUAUCUAUGUGUUUUAUGUACUAAUUCUACUGUAUUGGUUGUACGUGAGACAUUCGUGCGCGCGUCCAUGUGGCCCGACACGAGAGUCAACCGACCAAGUGGCCCGAACCGCGCCGGAGAAGAGGAGAACCGCGCGGCACUCGUUCAGUAGUUUCUCGGACGCCGCACCGGCAUCAUCCAAACUCCGAUGAACCGAGAGAGAAAGAAAAAGAUAAAUUCUGAUCAGUUGAAAACCUCAAGUGUCUGUCUCAGUGUCUACCCCAUUUGAUAUGAUUUUACAAUCGUAGGAUUUUGCAUCAAAUAUUUUCAUCGCACAACGAUCGCAAUUAUUUUCAGCGACAAUUCACCCGAUGCUAUCACUUAUGUUAAGGGUGGUUUAAAACUGUCACAUAGAUAUCACUUCAAUGACAUUAUAGUCGAUUGGUUCAAUGAUCUGUGUUAUCUUGUUGGCAUUUUCAACGACACGCGAGUGAAUUAUCAUUAGUGAAUGACAACAAGUGUUGUGAUGUUGUGAGUGAACAUGUGUGAACGCUGAAUGAGAAAAGGAUCGAACUACCACGUGAUCAUAGUCUGAUUGUUUGGAGGAAUAGUCAAACAAAAUCAUCAACAAUUGAUUGUAAAUAUUUUUUCGUCAUAUUUGAUUCAUAUUGAAUGCACUCAUACGGUAUAACACGUUCAGUGUAAAAUGCGAAGAGAGGAGCGAGGAAGAGGAAAGAAGAAGACCCGUUAAGGCGAAACAAGGGACGUGUCGGGACGGUUAUGUUCUUGCGAUUGAUAGAGGAAGAUCGGUUUUAAUGAAGUGAGAGGGACAAUAUCAAGUGCAGUAUCUGUUGGCUAGACAGGCGGUGGAUGUGCGAGGUCGUUGGAAGGUAACUGGUAGUCGAAGACGUGUGCACUGUGUUGUGCACCAGCCCCCUUCAUCUAUAUACAAUUGAAGCAUUGAAAAAGGUGGGAUAGUCACUCAGAAUGUACUUGUGGACUAGGAAGUCGUCAGUGCUGUUGGAACAGAACCACUCAUCAUAAUGAUCUGAUUAGAUUGAAAAUUAAUUCAUUAAACAGCUGAAAAUUCAUUAGAUUUUCUCAGAAACUUCAUCGGAGAUCGUUGAACAUACUGAGAAGAGUGAUAAAAUUUCCUCUAAUGGAAUAUCAGCUGGGAUCAUUCGCAGUGUUUCGGGUAUCCUAAGCGGAGUUCUCGCCUGUCUUCAUCAAAUUUAUUGUAUCAAUGAAAAUUUGUAAGUUGACAACCGGACAUCGCAAUAAUGCGAGAGCCGAGAAAAAGACGGAUUCGGUUGUUCAUCAGCCGACGGUGUUGGUCACUGUCAUUUUAUCCUGGAUGUUAUUGUAUUGCGGAAGGAGUAAUACGGAGAAAAAAUACUUCGCGAUUUCUCUUCAAUGAUAAUUGUUAAUAGCUGUCCAUAUCGCGAUGAUUUGCACAAUUAAAAAAUUGUAACUUUUCGGAGAAGUUGAUUGAAAGUGAUUAAUACAUAUAAAGAGAUAAAGAAGGAAAAAUAAAGAGUGUGGAUGAGAGCGUCAUGCCCGGUGAGAUCGAUACGGGCGGGCCAAGGGUGCUGCAUCGUAAUCCCAACUGUUCCAAAUCACUCUUCACUCAGGUGGAGGAUAACACGGUGCAGCCCGCUGAAUAUGAAAAUACUGGUAUCCAAUAUGGAACCACUUGCUGGUAUGGAUUAUCGCGAGAAUCCUGGCAAGUGCAGAAGAGAAAGAGAAGAGAAUGGAGACGCAAACGAUUGUCAGAUAAGUCGAUCGUUGCUAACGAGAGCAAUAAUCUCGAGGAGAGGCAUCAGGAAGUCAUGGAUUGCCUUCAUGACAGGGAGACAGAAGUAUCAGACAAUCGGCAGGAUCAUCAAGAUUCUGUUGAAUCACAGUGGAAUCCUCACUUUCGCCUGGGCCCAGUGGAUACGGCCCAGCGUGAAUCUCCAGAGUCUUCUGAGGAGUCUAGUCAAUGUUUUUCAUCAUCCAAUAAUCAUAGAUACAUGAGUAUCAGCUCAAAUGAACAAUUUAAUGAUCGAUACAGAGUGAUUAAUACGUGGUUUGUUAAUUCACGUGACAAUUCAUCGGAGUGUAAAUUUAAUUUUGAAAGGAGAAAGACUAAAUGGCCAUUGAAGAGGCAUUUUUAUCUCGAGUGUGUGCUAUUAUUGCUGCUUAUUGUGAUUGGACACACGAGGGUAGUGAAAACGAGUUUAAGGAUAGCUACUGUUGGUACGUUGUUCGGGGUAGUCGGAGGGGCUCCGAUUGACGUUGACGCUGGCAUUCGGGCCGAGAGGUCAGCCAAUUUGUCGCACAUCACUGGGGCAUCGAGAAAAAUACGAAUGUACAUUAAAAAUCGGCAUCUUCAAAUACUGCCAGAUGGUACUGUCAAUGGAUCCAACGACGAUACAUCGGAUUACACAAUAUUCCAAAGGACAUCAGUCUCUCGGGGGCAACUACGGAUCCAGGGCGUUGCUACUUGUCUGUAUCUCUGCAUGGAUUCCUGUGGUCUGCUCUACGGCUCCCACGAAUACACAGAGGAUUGUUUAUUCAACGAGACGCUGGAACAGCACAACUACAAUACCUACAGUUCAGUGAGAUGGUCAACACCCCGGAAGACCUUGUACUUAGGCUUGAAUCGACAUGGACAACCGAGGCGAGUACAAGCACGUGGACAUAACUUGGGUAGACUAUCGGCUUACGCAAGAGUACUGACUCAAGUAGCUCCACCAGAUCGUGUUGAGGCACUACAAAGUCGCAUGCUGGGUGCACAGCACGGUGUCCGUCAUCAUCAUAAUGCCCACCAUUACAGGCAUCUCCAGCAGGCAAUAUGUCCAACCCUUCCGCCGCAGGAAAAAGACGGUCGUGAUAGAUUCCGAUGUCGCAAACGAAAAAAACGAAAAAAAAGAAAGAGACGAUGUGAAGAAGAUGAACAACCUGGCCCUCAUUGUGAGGUUCACCGAGGAGAUGGUGGACAUCACGCAAAGGCGGAAGUAACAAGUGGAGGACCGCCAGCAUCCAAGCGUUCAUGCGAGGAUGCAGCUAGCGAUGAAUUUUGUCGCCGUCAGGCACUCGAUGCACCAUCAAAAAAGAGAAAAUCACGGAUAGAAGUUGACAGCAAAAAGGAAAACAACAAUCAACAGAGAAAAAAAGAAAUGAAGAAGAAGAUUGGAAAGAAAUCUACUUCAAUUGACGCUUCAGAAGACACGAGAUGGUCCAACUCAGCGGCUAUUGGUGCUAAACGUAAGGAACGGGUUCCAAAGCGGAAUAAUCACGGAAAAAAGAAAAUUCCAUACCGAUCAACUAGAACGACACUCCCCGUUCCGUUGAAUUAUUCCAGCCAAAGCUCCAUAUCCUGGGCGUCAACAUCUUCAACGAUUAUGGUGUCAAAUCAUCAAAAGCUGUCGACUUCCGCGAAAAAUGCUGUCACAGAUUCUGUGAAGAUGGAGAUGUCGAGAUUGGGUAAGGGGUUAAAUCCUGUGGGAGGGACGAAUUUGGAUCUAGGAACAACGACUUCAAUGGAUGAUUCUCAGGAGGACAGUCUGUUAUCGCCAUUUCAAGUCUCGGAGGAGCCAUUUGUGACAAGUUUCAGUGAUGACUUGUCGGCGGAUGUCAGUGGAGAAGAUGUUGAGAGCGAUGAACAAACCACGGUAGCUGUUGAUUAUAGCACUGUAAUGACUACUAUGGAUACUACCCCACCCGAACGAACUGAGGAUUACACCAAGGCCACAACCCCAACGAGCUUGGAAUCACUGAAGGGCAGUCGACGGCUGAUUGAUGGAGCCGAUGCCUCGGGAGUUCUGGCACGAUUCUCCAUUGGUAGACUCGCGAUGUAAAAACAAUUCUGAGAAAGCUUUUAUAUAAAGUGUAUAUAUGUAGUAAAAUUAAGUAUUAAGUAAUGAUACGACAAGUUGUAUGCAACGAAUCGAUUGACUUCCCGAGCGAGAAGAGUAUUUUGAUUCGAUUGGGAGAGGAAGAAUCUAGUAUUUUUUUUUUAGGGAGGUGUGAAAUCUGUUCUGGGAAAGUCUCACCAGAUUUUGAGAAAAUCAAGUCCGGGAUGAAUAAUCUAGUUGGCUUAUUUAUUGAAGAGUUAUUUAUUUGCGUAUGUUUCAUGGAAAAUAAAAUGUGUUCUUUGCGAUCGAUUGAUGUGAGAAUCACAACCGUCGAUCUUUCGUACCGGUUAAUCGUGAUCGCGCGCAGUUUCUUGGUGAGGACAAUUUUUUUGAGACAUUCAGGGAAUAGUUGAUUGUGCACCAAGGCAGGAAAACAGGACAUUCCAACUCGCACGAAUUGCGGUAAAUACCAGGGUUUUGAUGUCUUGUUUUCUUUUCUACGUACCCAUACUCCUUUAUGACAGAAGGCCCCAUAAUCCACGAUUCUAAUCAUCGUAUCGAAUUCGAAUCUCGCGCCGAAUUAUAUUAAAUAUUUAACGGGACAGUAAAAGUAUUAUUAGACGAAUGUGCUUAUAAUCCCUACUGUUGGCGGGGAUUAUAAAGUCGUAUUCAUCAAAUGAUCCUUUUAUCGCCUCAUAAUGUUAUACGCGGAGAGAAUUUUUUGAUAAAAAUUACUCUAUCGCUUCCAUAAAAGUAUAUCGUGAGUCAUCGUGACCUUAUUCUAUUCCGAAAUUUGGUAAAAAUUAAUGUAUGAUGAUCAAAUUUUAUCUCUCUGUUCUGCAACCGUUGAUCUUAAAACCGUGCACAGGUAUUGGUUAACCAGAUGACUGACACAAAAGCAUCACCUGCCUGAACCAAAUUACUGAAUCCGUCUUCCUCAACAGUCGCCGUCCAGAUGGAAUAUGACGGUCACAUCAAAAUUGCGUCACAAAUGGCCGAUAAUAGGAUAAAAUUAAGAAGUGGUGAUAAAAUCUUGGCAAUUGCUUAACAUUCUCACUGCUAUUUAGAUAAAAGGUGAUGAUCACAUCGAAUCUAUGGCGCAACGUAUGUCAUAAAAUUGAGAAGUCCGAGUGACUCGAGCUAUUCAAAGGGUUAAAUUUUUUUCUCGAUAGAUUGAUAAUUUCACGAAAGAAAUGGCGCACUGCCUACUUGUUCAUUAAUAGCCAUUGACCGUUCCCUGAACAUUAUAGUCAUUUUUUAAAAAUCACUCCCGAAGUCUACUAAGAAAAUCAAAUUAUUUUGAGCAAAAUAUUUGAGGUUUUUGGGGUAUCACUGCCAUGUCACAAAAAUUAUGCUCAACUCGAGUCUCGAUUCAAAUCAGUUAUAAAGAAGGCCAAUUGAAGAUGUCAAUCAUGUGAACAAAUUCUUUUUCAUUAUCAAUUCCUCCAGUUGAUCACUCAAGACAGUAUUAAUGUUGACGGUACGUAUUCCAAUUUUACAACGGAAAGUAAACGAAUAAACACUAUUGUUAACCAUAAAAAUUUGAGAAAUGCAAACACAACCAUUAAUGAUUUUUCCUAUUGAAUGCUGAGAGAAUUGUGGCCGUAUUAGAUUAAAUGCGCGCGUGAAUGAUUAUUGUAUGUUGAAAAUUGAUAAAGUGAAAAAGUCGACAAUAAUGCGGACUGAUUGAUAAAAGCAAGCAAUCUCGCAUACUGCCAUUAAAUGAAGCAACAAAUACUGUAUUUAAUCUCAUAGACUGAUGAACAAAAAAAACUAAGGAUAGGCAAAUAUUUAAUUAGAAAUUCGGCGUGUCAAAAAUGAAGAUGUAAUCUUUUUUGUAAUUGUAAAUUCAUCAGCCAGUUUGGUUGAUUUUACUCAUUCUUUGUUUCCGUACCAAAAUAUUCACCAUCACGGUUACCCUUGUGAUAAUAAUUUCAAGAUAAAAAUAGCAUUUUCGAGCAAUGCCUCCCCUGGAAAAAUGAAGCGAGAAAGGAGCCUUUAUGUUAUUAAUAAAGUUUCAUUUUAAAUCAAUUCCGCUAAUAUCUGUUUACGUUAUUUUGCACCCUAUCCA
Molecule: messenger RNA, 7383 nt
Organism: Diachasmimorpha longicaudata
Lineage: Eukaryota; Metazoa; Arthropoda; Insecta; Hymenoptera; Braconidae
Exons: 4
Coding region: 3027-5315 (762 amino acids)
Biological process (GO): positive regulation of protein phosphorylation; animal organ morphogenesis; positive regulation of gene expression
Cellular component (GO): cytoplasm
Molecular function (GO): growth factor activity; fibroblast growth factor receptor binding
Source: RefSeq, a predicted model, not a curated record